Messenger RNA from Nasonia vitripennis (jewel wasp), 6977 nucleotides. RefSeq names its product DNA polymerase epsilon catalytic subunit A (gene DNApol-epsilon255). The transcript has 23 exons. Gene Ontology annotation, molecular function: single-stranded DNA 3'-5' DNA exonuclease activity; DNA binding; DNA-directed DNA polymerase activity. The record is from RefSeq and is a predicted model, not a curated record. Gene Ontology annotation, cellular component: nucleus; epsilon DNA polymerase complex. NCBI's taxonomy places the organism in Eukaryota, Metazoa, Arthropoda, Insecta, Hymenoptera, Pteromalidae. Gene Ontology annotation, biological process: nucleotide-excision repair, DNA gap filling; DNA replication proofreading; DNA replication. Bases 147 to 6878 code for a protein of 2243 amino acids.
CUAUCCAUCGCGCGCCCGGAGCCCGAAUGGCGCACGUAAGGUCGUGUACUGUACAUAAACAGUCGUUUAUUUUUAUGAAUAACCAGCCAAUAAUUGUGAUAAUAAAGUUUUUCAUGUGAAAACAAAUUUUACCUUAUUAAAACAACAUGUCUGUAAACACGGGAAAAUAUUACCGUGACAAAUCAGAGGAUAAGAAAAAGUUUACGUCAGAUGGUGGUGUUCCAAGAGAGAAUACUGCCGAAGGCAGGUUAAAUCAAGUGAAAGAAAAUAUUAAAAUUGAUGCCCUCUAUGGCUUCCACAGAGUUACAGAUGUCAGAGAAAGAAUCGGAUUUCUAAUUAAUAUGCAUACAACAGACAUUGUUGAAGAUGACAAACAAUUGGUAACUGGUGUUGACUACUAUUUUCUUCAAGAAGACUGUACUAGGUUUAAGGUUUCUCUACCUUAUCAUCCAUACUUUUAUAUACUAUGUCGAGAUGGUUCAAACCAAGAGGUGAUAACGUUUCUUCUAAAAAAAUUCAAUGGUUUUCUGCUCAAAGUAGAAAUUGUCACUAAAGAAGAUCUUGAUUUGCCAAAUCACUUGACUGGUUUAAAAAGGGAUUUUCUAAAACUUUCUUUUACUAAUUCUGCAAACAUGACAAAAGUAAGAAGAGAUAUUAUGAGUGCAGUAAAAAGCAAUAAAGAGCGUGAAAAAAGUAAUACACAUUAUUCAAAAUUAUUAGCUGAAGCCUUCAGUCAUCAUGAGCAGGAUCGUAGAAAAAUUAUUGAUCAUAUGGAUAAUAUUAUUGAUAUUAGAGAGCAUGAUGUUCCUCACCAUGUAAGAGUUUCAAUAGAUUUAAAGAUUUUUGUUGGCAAGUGGUACUCGAUAAAAACUCGAGGAUCUCAGGAGCCACCUAUUAUUAAAGCAAAGCCUGAAAUUGUUGAGCCACCUGAACCUGUUGUUCUAGCUUAUGAUAUUGAAACAACAAAAUUGCCUCUCAAGUUUCCUGAUGCAAACACAGAUCAAAUUAUGAUGAUAUCUUACAUGUUGGAUGGACAGGGUUUCUUAAUAAAUAAUAGAGAAAUCAUAUCUGCUGAUGUAGAGGAUUUCGAAUUUACUCCUAAACCGGAGUUUGAAGGUUUUUUCACAGUUUGGAAUGAAGUAAACGAGAAGGCAGUUCUAAACAAAUUUUUCAAUCACAUCAAUGAAGUCAAGCCGCACAUAUUCGUUACCUAUAACGGCGAUUUCUUCGACUGGCCGUUCGUAGAAACGAGAGCCGAAAUUCACGGUAUGAGCAUGAAGGAUAGGAUCGGCUUCGCAAAAAAUAAAGACGGUAUAUACGCUAGCAGAGCGGCCAUGCAUUUAGAUUGCCUUUGCUGGGUAAAACGAGACUCGUACCUCCCUGUAGGUUCUCAGAGUUUGAAAGCCGUGGCUAAAGCUAAACUCAGAUACGACCCCGUUGAACUGGAUCCCGAGGAAAUGUGUAAAUUAGCCGCAGAACAACCAGAAGUCAUGUGUAGUUACUCAGUUUCGGAUGCCGUUGCAACGUACUACCUUUACCAAAAGUACGUUCAUCCGUUCAUUUUUGCCUUGUGCACCAUCAUCCCCAUGGAACCCGACGAGGUGUUAAGGAAAGGCUCCGGUACACUUUGCGAAUCUCUGUUGAUGGUCGAAGCUUAUCAAGCAAAUGUCAUCUAUCCCAACAAACAGGAGGCCGAAUUGACAAAAUUCACAACGGAUGGUCACUUGUUGGAUAUUGAGACGUAUGUCGGUGGUCACGUCGAGGCGCUCGAAUCUGGAGUUUUCAGGGCAGACAUCCCUUAUCGAUUUAAAAUCAUACCAAGUGCUGUAGAUCAGUUGAUUGCCGGGGUGGAAAACGCCUUGAAACAUGCGAUAGAGGAAGAAGAAAAGGUUCCCCUUGCAGACGUAACGAAUUUCGACGAAAUCGUCAAAGAAAUCAAAGGGAAACUCGAAUCUCUUCGCGCUCAACCAUUGCGAACGGAGAAGCCUAUAAUCUACCAUUUGGAUGUAGGCGCCAUGUACCCAAACAUCAUCCUCACAAAUCGUCUGCAGCCUUACGCGAUGGUCGACGAAUCGGUCUGCGCGGCCUGUGACUUCAAUAAGCCAGAUGCUAUGUGUCAACGCAACAUGGAGUGGAUGUGGCGAGGCGAAUAUCUCAAAGCCUCUGCUGGCGAGUAUCAGCGCACGCAGCAACAACUCGAGAUGGAAAAGUUCCCUCCUCUGAUACCUGGUGGUAAACACCGGGCUUUCCACGAGUUAAGUAAGCAAGAACAAGCGGCUAUUGAAAAGAAACGGUUAUCCGAAUACUGCAGACGAACGUACAAGAAGGUCAAAGAGACCAGGACAGAAGUACGCACACAGACCAUCUGUCAGAGAGAGAAUUCUUUCUAUGUGGACACGGUGAGGGCAUUUAGAGAUCGGAGGUACGAGUACAAAGGCAUGACAAAGAAGGCGAAAGCACAGGUGGCCCAAGCCAUUGCGAACAAUGACGCAGCAGAGAUCAAGAAGGCCAAGAGCCGUGAGGUACUCUUUGACUCUCUGCAACUGGCUCACAAGUGUAUUCUGAACUCCUUCUAUGGCUACGUCAUGCGAAAAGGUUCACGAUGGUUUAGUAUGGAGAUGGGCGGUAUUGUGUGCUACACUGGUGCGCACAUCAUUAUGAGAGCUCGAGAGAUCAUUGAACAGGUAGGCAGGCCGUUGGAACUGGAUACCGACGGUAUCUGGUGUAUAUUGCCUGGUUCCUUUCCCGAUAACUUUGUUGUGAAGCUGAAUAACCCCAAGAAGCCGAAGAUGGUCGUGUCAUAUCCUAAUGCAGUGCUGAACUUCAUGGUGAAGGAUCUGUUCACUAACGAUCAAUACCACGAACUCGUCGAUCCUGCCAAUUGCGAGUACAAGAUUCGCAGUGAGAACUCGAUCUUCUUCGAGGUCGACGGUCCGUAUCUGGCUAUGGUGCUACCUGCAGCGAAGGAAGAAGGUAAAAAACUGAAGAAGAGGUACGCCGUUUUUAAUUUUGACGGUUCGCUGGCCGAACUUAAGGGUUUCGAGGUAAAAAGAAGAGGUGAAUUGAGACUCAUCAAAAUCUUCCAGUCCUCCGUUUUCGAAGCUUUUUUAAAAGGAACAACUCUAGAGGAAUGUUACGCAUCGGUAGCCAAGGUUGCGAAUUACUGGCUAGACGUGCUGUACAGCAAGGGUAGCAGUCUACCAGAUGCUGAGCUAUUCGAUCUAAUUUCCGAAAACAAGUCGAUGUCGAAAAAGCUGGACGAGUACGGUGCACAAAAGUCAACCUCAAUAUCAACGGCUAAACGCUUAGCUGAGUUCCUCGGUGACGAGAUGGUAAAGGAUGCCGGUCUGGCCUGUCAGUACAUCAUUUCGCAGAAGCCCUUGGGUUCUCCCGUUACCGAAAGAGCCAUACCCUUAGCUAUAUUCCAAUCGGAUCCCAGUGUCGCGAGGCACUACUUGAGACGUUGGCUGAAAGACCCGAGCAUACAGGAAAUCGAUAUCCGCGAGAUCCUUGACUGGAAGUACUAUAUCGAACGUUUGGGUAGUGCUAUUCAAAAGAUUAUCACUAUCCCGGCUGCGUUGCAGGGUGUGUCAAAUCCGGUACCACGAGUUCAACAUCCAGACUGGCUGCACAAGAAGAUGUUGGAAAAGACUGAUGGCCGAAAGCAACGGAAGAUCACAGACAUUUUCCAAGUCGACGAGAAUUAUAAAGCCAAUCAAAACAACGAAGAUAGUGAUACCGGGUCGGAUUCGGAUGGCGAUAAAACAGCCGAUUCCGUACCCGAUAUGGAAGACUUCGGUAAUGAGGGAGGCUCUAACAAGCACAGAGGUGUGGUAGCAACUGUUACAAAAAGAAAAAGGGCAUUUUCGGAUGAUGAUGAGGAAGAAGCUCCCAAAGAGAAUACCUUACUCACGGACAACUGGAGAAAGGUUUUGGGCAAUCCUCCACCAAUGGGUGAAACUGCGGAGGAGUUAAGAGCCUGGCUAGAGUUUCACAAAGAAAAGUGGAAGUAUCAGGCAAAGCAAAGAGCAGAGAGAAAGAAACAAUGCGCUACCAAACGUAAGAAGUUUGACAACAAUCCGCACACUGCUGGCCAUGCGAGGCCUCACAAAAAUCCUACUUCGAAUUUGUUAGGUGGAUUUCUACAACGCGCUCAACAAAAACUACUGGAAACCCCGUGGCAAAUUAUUCAAAUAUACGAGACAAACGAACCAGGACUCUUCCGAAUGUGGAUAUUGGUCGAUAAAGAACUUCAUCACAUUCGACUGACCGUCCCAAGAAUAUUUUAUGUCAAUAUUCGGACUGAGCGAAAAGAGUCUGAAGCUAGUUUGUGGAAGAAAUGCCAUAAAACGCUACCACGUUCUCGUCCUGUACAUCACUUAUAUCGAUAUUCAGUACCUGAGCAGUACUUCAAGACGCAUAGCCAAACUUUAAUGAAUGACUUGAUAGAUCCAGAUAUCGAAGGAAUAUACGAAACACAAUUGUCUCUAGAAUUUCGUGCAAUAUUGCAACUUGGUUGCGUAUGUACCGUUGACAAACAAGCAGCUCAAUAUUUGAGAGAUGGUUCUGAUAAUUUUCAUUUGGAUCAAUUAGUUUAUAGAAGUAUUGCUUCUCAACCUUAUCUGCGAAAUGUCAAAGAAAUUAAUAAAAUAUUCCUUUACCACCAUUGGUCUGCCAGUAGCAAUUAUCGAAGAGCCAUGUGGAGUUUGUUUUUGACAGCGACCAAAACGUGUUAUAUUUUUGUAUUGGAUACAGUGAGAACAGAUCGUAUGCCUAAUAUGAAUACACUUUACUCUACUGAGAAAAUCAAAGCAAUCGAAAUGAACGAAAUUGAACGCGUGGAUUCGAUACCAGAAUCAAUGACAUUCCACGUAAAAGUAGAAACGGACGUUAAAGUUAUAUACACGCAACUACAAAAUGCUUUAAAAAAUUAUAAGAAUGAAGCUAGAGGUGGAACGAUACUCAUACUCCAGACCCCUAUAGCAACAUCGACCUUGAUAAACAAAAUGCCAUAUUUGAACGAAUUCCCACUUAUCAAAGCUCAUAUACAAGAUUUGGAUAAUCUGUAUGAUACUUUAGACUGGCAAAGGACUGGAUCCAAAAUGCUACUUCGGCAUUAUUUUAAAAGUGAAGAUGUGCUCAAGCAAUUAGUCGAACAAGCUCGUUACUUUUACGCCCCUGUGGGGAAUUUACCACCUGAUGUUGUUAUAUUUGGGGCUGAUUUGUUCUAUGCUCGGCAUUUACAGAAAGCUAAUUUUGUUCUAUGGUGGUCACCAACCGAGAAGCCAGACUUUGGAGGAAGUGAAAAUGACGACAGCAGGCUGUUGACGGACUUUGAAGAAAGUUCGGGUUGUUUAAAGAAUAAUCCUGGCGUUUAUUCUAACGUUUGUUUUGAACUAGAUGUCAUAAGUUUAGCUGUUACUGCAUUAGUUCAAGCAAAUCACAUCAAUGAUAUAGACGGUACAAGUUCUUAUGUAGCUUUUCAUAACGCUCAACAAACGUCAUUACAGGACAUGGUCACGAACGAUGGAUCAGCACCUUCGAUACCUUCUUACGAUGAAACUGCAUUGUGUGGACCAGCAUUCCGAAUUUUAAGACUGAUGGUUGCAACUUGGUUAAAAGAAGUGAGCAACUUUAAAAAUCCAUUUGCCGACUUCUUACUCAUUCAUUUUUAUAGAUGGUUACGUUCUCCUACAUCUUUUCUCUACGAUCCUGCCCUGCGACGUACUUUACACAAUUAUUCGAAAAAAUUGUUUGUACAGUUGGUGUCAGAACUUCAAAGAUUAGGUGCGACGAUAAUAUUUGCGGAUUUCACAAAAAUUAUUUUAUGUACAAAAAAAAGAGUGACAGAAGAUGCAUAUGGCUAUACGCAAUUCAUCAUACAGUCAAUAUUAAACAAAGAGAUCUUUCAUAGUAUUCAUUUUGAUGUUCGAAAUUGCUGGGAAUAUCUCAUAUGGUUGGAUCUAUCUAAUCAUGCUGGAGUGAAAAAAUGCUUGCAAAAUGAAGGAAAUACUCAAGAAUCCGAGGAAGGUGACAAGAUAGAAUUUAUCAUGAACUGGAGUAUGAUAGAUUACAUACCCAUAGAGAUAUGUCAGGCUACUUUUACAAAAACGAUUUCUGCCUAUUUUGGUAAUAUUUAUACAGAAAUGCAAACUAAAUCGCCAGAGGCAAUAACUGAAUUUGCUCGAAAUCUUGUAUCAGGUGACAUGUCACAAAAGCUUUUCCAGUAUAUUCAAUCUAUCCAUAAAAAAUUUCCAGAAAAAGUUUUAACUGUAGAAGAGUAUCCACACUUGGAUUUUGAAAAUAAUUCUACAAAAAUAACUAUAAAUCCUGCUUUAGAAUUAUCGAAAGCUAUAUGCAAAGUUUUAUCUUUAGAUUCUCAAAUAGAGCAGGAAGUUGAAAAUUUACAUAAAAAUUUAUUAAGGCUUAUAGAUGUUGGAGCUUUUAGUGAUAAAGCUGAAUGGAAAGAUCCUUGCAUAUCAUUUAUUCUGCCAGAAGUAUUAUGUGAAAAUUGCAAUCAUGUGAGGGACAUCGAUCUAUGCAAAGAUACUUUUCAGGACAUUGAAGAUAACAAACAUGUCUGGAAAUGCCCUAACUGCGAAUUGGUAUACGACAAUAAUCAGAUAGAGUUUUCUCUCCUAGAUACUUUAAAUCGAAAAAGUAUGGCCUAUAUUAUUCAAGAUGUACAGUGUUUGAAAUGUUCCGAAGUUAAACAAGAUAAUAUAGCCGCUCGUUGUUCGUGUUCAGGCUUCUUCAAAACUUUAUUACCAAGAGACAAAUUUGUAAGGACAUUAAAGAUAUUCCGAAUGAUAUCUACAAAGUGUCAGAUGCCUAUUUUAGCUGAGAGUGUUCAAUUCAUGCUGACAAAUGUAAAAUAACUAUAUAAUUCGUUGAUAAGUUAAUUAUUUUUGUAUAAAUUAUAUAAAUUAGGAAUGUAGGAUAAAAAAUAGAUUAAAAUCAAUCACUUUUAACCUUAA